Cavenderia fasciculata is the source of this 3843-nucleotide messenger RNA. RefSeq lists its product as uncharacterized. Gene Ontology annotation, molecular function: metalloendopeptidase activity. The coding region runs from base 1 to 3843 and encodes 1280 amino acids. Gene Ontology annotation, biological process: cell adhesion; proteolysis. NCBI's taxonomy places the organism in Eukaryota, Evosea, Eumycetozoa, Acytosteliales, Cavenderiaceae. The transcript has 4 exons. Gene Ontology annotation, cellular component: cytoplasm; membrane. The record is from RefSeq and is a predicted model, not a curated record.
AUGAAGAUAUUUUUUAACACAACCACUUCUUUGUUGGUGAUCAUUGCAACAACAGUACUACUACUUUUAUCAUCACAUUGUGUCAGUAUUCAUGCUAAACAACUAUUAGAUAUAAGUGAAUCACCAAGAGAUAAACAACUAUUCAACGAGUAUGCAAGUGAGUUAUUGUUACUCAAUGGUGGUGUGAUGCCAGAAGUUGAAGAAUUCAGCCACACUUGUAUUCACGACACCCUUAUCGGUGCUGAAACAACAACUAGAGCCAACAUCGAGAUGGCUGUUACAUCGACUGUAUCAUCAUCAUCAUCAUCGGCGAUCCCUGAUGUAACAGGUUCUAACGGAGACACAUCCAACAAACUGCCAACUGCUACACCACCACCACCAACAUCACACCCAAUUCGUAUUAUUGUCAAUACAACCUUUUUGAUGUCAAGUUUGGAACCACAAACUUGUUUCCAUAUUGGUCAAAAGGUUAAUAUCUCUGGUCCAUAUGGUGGAGUUGCUACACAAGACUGUGCCACUAUUAAAUCGACACCUUGUGUGUGGACUUGUACCGCAUCGGAUCUUGUCACUACAAGUUAUGCCAAUGCAAUUAGCAGUAUUGUUAUUGACAAGGUUGUAAAUAUGUACCAAUCGACUCUUAAUAUCUCUGGUACGGCCAAGACCAACUAUGUUCGUGCUGGACUCAACACAUACCCUUGUUCGGAACAAUUCAUCAAACUCGACCCUAAUUGGCAGACCCAAGGAUUCGACGGUGACCUCAUUCUCUAUGUCACCUCACAUCCUAUCCCCGGUUCCACCCUUGCCUACGCAUCUGCAUGUGCCCAAGACCAAGCUACUGGCAGACCGACCGUCGCAUUCAUCAAUAUGAAUCCAAACAGGUUCACUCAAUUUGCAACACCAGCUAAUCGAGUUGGAAUAGACUGGGAAAUGUACUACAGAGUCCUUAUUCAUGAGGUUACCCAUGGUCUCGGAUUCUCAAGAAAUCUUUAUAAUAGUUUUCUAGAUCCAACAACUGGUUCAAAAUAUACAACAUCACCAACAACUACAACAACAUAUCAAGGUGUAACACCAUUAGGUGAAACCUAUUCAAGAGAAAGAUAUUAUCUUACAACACCAACAGUCACUAAAUUUGUUCGUGAACAUUUUAAUUGUUCAAGUUUGAUUGGUGCAGAGUUGGAAAACUAUGGUGGAUCGGGAACGGUUAUGAGUCAUUGGAAGGGAACUUUCUUUGGCGAGGAGAUGAUGUUGGGGUCUGCUCAAGUCAAGGCUCCAUUGACCAAGUUGACUUUGGCUCUAUUGUACGAUUCCGGAUGGUAUGUUUUGGACGAUGAAGUACUCAACACCAAGUCGGAACCAUUGAUCUGGGGCAAGUCACUUGGCUGUCCAUUCACAGAAACUUGCACACCAGAGUCUUGGGCAUUCCCUGGAUACUUUCCAAACGCCUCCACGGUGUCUAAUACAAGAGGUUGCAGUGCCACUCGAUCUGGAAAGGGGUACCUCAUCUAUGGAGUAGAUGGUAGUGGUGGGGACUUGGCACCAUACCAACAACACUUUAAAGACAAGCGUACUGGUGGAGCUUUUUUCUUUAAAGAUAAGUGUCCCUAUACUGAUGUCUAUUCGACAUCGUACCAACAAAACACAGCUUAUUGUUUUGAUACUGCUGCCACACCAAACAAAAAUGUCUACGAGGUGUUUGGAAGUGACAGUCUUUGUUUCGAAUAUGUUCCAACUGGUUCGUCAACCAUCCAAAAUGCAUGUUGGCCACAACGUUGCAAUCCAGACAACGAUACCAUGGAGAUUGGAUACAACAACCAAUGGUUUGCCUGUAACUCUGGCAACCAACUCAUCUCGACUGGCGACGGCAACACUAUCGUUUGUCCACCAAACUUUAACAUUUGCGGUGUAGUUUCAUCAACUUUGGAGAAUCAUCAUGACAAUAAUAAUAACCCAAGCACACUUCGUAGAAUCAUUCGUGCACCACUUACAGACAAGCAAAAUGAAUUGAUUGAAAAGUAUGCAGCAGAACUUAGAAAGUUGAAUAAUGGUGAGAUGCCAAUGGACCAUGCACCACUCAAACACAAUUGUGUACACGAUCACUUGACAAAGGAUAGUCCUCCACAACCAUCGCCUAUCCCAUCUGGUCCAGAUGCAGAGGUCGGACAAGAACAAGAACAAGAACCUUCUGCCAAGUUUGGAGGCAUUUUACAAAGACCAUUCAGAAUACUUCUAAACACUGAUUACAUGAACCCACAAAAUGAACCACAAACAUGUAGUUAUGUCAAUCAAAAGGUUACUAUUGGAGGCCCAGGUUCUGGUACUGCUCAAGUUGCAUGUGAUUCAACUGGAAGAACACCUUGUAUUUGGACUUGCAAGGCAGCCGACGUAGCAUCACAAUCCUAUCAAAAUGCAAUCAUCUCGAUUGUUGGUGAAAAGGUUGUUUCAUUCUUUGAGGAACUUCUCACCGUACCAACCACCUAUAAUCAAAUCAACAAGGUUUCAAGUUCCGGUACCUAUGCAUGUCAAAGACAAGGACAAUACUUAAAGUUGGACCCUACAUGGUCUACCACUGGUUUCAAUGCAGAUAUGGUUCUAUUCCUCUCAUCACAUCCAGUCCCAGGAUCCACCAUUGCCUACGCAGCCACUUGUAUAUCAGACAAUGUCUCUGGUAGACCAUUGGUUUCUUUUACCAAUCUAAAUCCAUCCUAUUUUUCACCAUUUGUCAACGCUACCCUUAGACAAGGACCAGAUUGGGAGCUUUAUUUCCGUGUAAUGGUACAUGAAGUGACACAUUCUCUCGGAUUCUCCUCGUCUGCCAUGCCAGGUUGGAUUAAUCCAAAUACUGGUUUAAAGUAUCCAGGAGGACCACUUUUAAUAAGAACAGAUAUGUUUGAAACACCAUCUGGUCAAUCAUAUUCAAGAGAACGUUAUUUCCUUACUACUCCAUUUGCUACACAAUUUGUUCGUGAUCAUUUCAAUUGCUCUGAUUUGAUUGGUCCAGAAAUGGAAAAUGUUGGUGGUCCAGGAACUAAUAUUAGUCAUUGGAAGGGUACACCAUUUGGCGAGGAAGAUAUGAUUGGGUAUGGACAAGUUAUUGCUCCUUAUACCAACCUUACAUUGGCUCUAUUAAAGGAUACCGGAUGGUAUAGCAUCAAUGAGUCGGCACAGGCUGAACCAUUGAUUUGGGGUAAGGGUAUGGGUUGCGCAUUCCCAGAGGGGUGCAGUCAAAAGUCAUGGAACUAUCCAGGGUAUUGGGACUUCCCAGCAGAAGGAACAAAUGGUGGUGUCAAGGGAUGCUCGGCCACACGUUCUGGCAAGGGCUACUUGCUACUCGCCAAAUACCAACAAACACUUCAACCACCAUUCCAACACUUUGAAGACCCAGCCGUUGGUGGUGGUUAUUCAUUCAAGGAUUUGUGUCCAUACACUGACGUCUAUAAAUCGUCGCAAGCCGAAAACAAUGUCUAUUGUCUCGACACUUCAGUCACACCAGACAACUCUGUCUAUGAGACGUUUGGCGCCAACAGCUAUUGUUACGAGUACACCAAGGGUGGCGACGACAAGAUUAAUCUUGCUUGUUGGGUCACCAGAUGCAGCGCCAACAACACAUUACAAGUACUCUACAACCAAGACUGGCUCACAUGUGAUGUUGGUGGCAAGACCAUCUCACUCCCCUCCAACGUCACCUUCCACUGUCCAAAUGACUUUUAUCUAUGUGGUGUUGUUCCACAAGUACCAUCUUCUCUCCCUUAUAAAUAUGCCAUCUCGGUUGCCACCCACACCUCUGCAAUCGUCUCAUUUGGCUCGAUUAUUUUCCUUGUUUCUCUCCUCAUCUCCAUUUUUUAA